GGCGUUUUUUUUCGGCCAACAGCCGGCCAGCAGUUGUUGCAGGCCGGCCUCGUUGGGAAGCAGGUUCAUUUUCCGACAGCCACUGCGUGCGGAAGCACUCUCUGAUGGCGCGGACGGCGCGGCAGAGCGCGCGGCGCGGCCGCCGUCUGUUCCAGCUCGGCGUCGGCGCGCCCCUCGGCGAACAGCAGGUGCAGCUGACGGUCGGCCAGGCAGAAGCCGCUGAUGCCAGGUGUGCUGACGUCGCCGGGCCGGCGCGGCGCGGCGCCCUCGGCCGCCGCCGGGCUGGGCGGCUCGUUGAGCUGCUGGAUGAGCUGCAGCACGCCGCUGCGCUGCAGGCCGCGCUGCGAGACGACGGCCAGCAGGCGGCCGUAGGCGCAGCGCGCCGGCGCCGGCCGCGGCAGCAGGUCCAGCGGCACGGCCAGCGACACGGAGACGGACAGCUGCGCCGCCGACUGCAGCAGCUGCAGCGGCCCGAACGGCGGCGGACACGUGCCGCGCUCAAUGUCGGCCGCCGGAGAGGCAGCCGGUCCGGCCGGCACCGCUGUCAGCGGCACCUCCACACUGAGCAGACGCACGCCGCGCGUCAGGGCAGAGACGUCCACCACCACCUGCCGCGCACACAGAGGGCCGACAGUGGUGACAGCGCGCGGCGGGUCAGACCUCACAGUGGGGAUAGCGGCAGCGGGUCAGACACCCUUAUAGAACAGCACGGGGCGGAGCCGACAAAAGAGGACGAGGAGACGGUCAUACAGCCGACUGAGGUCCGGGCACCGACUGACUCAAAGUGCUGAACAUGUCACACAUUUCUAAAUGGCUUCUGUAGGACGGAAUAGUGUCUCUUCCUUCCAAGGCUUACUUGCAGAAUAAUAUGGAGACACAAUUUUACAAGUUGUGUUUUUAUGACAUAAGUUCUUUAUAACAUUUCAACACGCAAACAUCAUACCUUGACAAUUGUUCACGAUGAAGAUCAUGCAGGAACAUUUCAUAUUUAGUCACCCUUGAUUAUUUUGUUGAUAGUGAUGCGAAAGGCAAAUUACCAAAGUAUAUAUUUGCAAUUAUUUGAGUUAAUAAUUUCAACUUUUUUUGUGUUGAAAAUUGACUUUUGAAACAAUAAAGGCAAAUGAAUUAUCAGUGUCUGGAAAGGUGCAAUGCUGAAAGCUUCUUAUUACAUUCUAAUUUAUAUCUAAAGCUUUGUGAUAUCCAAACUCUCAGA
Messenger RNA from Amphibalanus amphitrite, 1213 nucleotides. RefSeq lists its product as uncharacterized. The coding region runs from base 105 to 791 and encodes 228 amino acids. NCBI's taxonomy places the organism in Eukaryota, Metazoa, Arthropoda, Thecostraca, Balanomorpha, Balanidae. The transcript is spliced from 2 exons. The record is from RefSeq and is a predicted model, not a curated record.